AGCUCAGAAACUCCUGUUGAUCCUUGACAUGGUGGCCGAAAAAACAAGCCCACAUUAAAUUAUUAAACUCUAACCAUCGAUAUAUUCUUAUCUCUUCACAUUUAAAUAUGCAAAAGAAAUAUCAACGUCUCAAUCAUAUCAUACAUACUAUAAUUAAUCAUCUCCCCCUUCACUACAAAAACACCAACACUACUCUCCUCUCCAUAGCCUAUAGCUACUACAACUUGGGUUGAUCCAUCAAAGAUACAGAAAAACAAGAAAAUGAGAGAAAUUCUUCACAUCCAAGCAGGGCAAUGCGGCAACCAAAUCGGCGGCAAGUUCUGGGAAGUGGUGUGCGAAGAGCACGGCAUCAACGAGGUCGGAAACUACGUGGGGACGUCGAAAAACGAGCUGGAAAGGAUCAACGUUUACUACAACGAGGCUAGCGGAGGGCGGUACGUGCCCCGGGCGGUGCUGAUGGACCUGGAGCCCGGGACGAUGGACAGCCUGAGAACCGGGCCUUACGGGAAGAUAUUCCGGCCGGAUAACUUCGUGUUCGGGCAGAACGGCGCCGGGAAUAACUGGGCCAAGGGGCACUACACGGAGGGAGCAGAGCUGAUCGACUCUGUUCUCGACGUGGUUCGGAAAGAAGCAGAGAACUGCGACUGCCUGCAAGGCUUUCAGGUAUGCCACUCCUUGGGAGGGGGCACGGGCUCUGGGAUGGGGACUCUCCUCAUCUCCAAGAUCAGAGAAGAGUACCCUGACCGCAUGAUGCUCACAUUCUCCGUCUUCCCUUCCCCCAAGGUCUCCGACACCGUCGUCGAGCCCUACAACGCCACCCUCUCCGUCCACCAGCUCGUCGAGAACGCCGACGAGUGCAUGGUCCUCGACAACGAGGCCCUCUACGACAUCUGCUUCCGCACCCUCAAGCUCACCAACCCAAGCUUCGGCGACCUGAACCACCUGAUCUCGACGACGAUGAGCGGGGUGACCUGCUGCCUGCGGUUCCCGGGGCAGCUGAACUCGGACCUGCGGAAACUGGCGGUGAACCUCAUCCCGUUUCCGCGGCUGCACUUCUUCAUGGUGGGGUUCGCCCCGCUGACCUCGCGCGGCUCGCAGCAGUACCGGGCGCUGACGAUCCCGGAGCUGACGCAGCAGAUGUGGGACGCGAAGAACAUGAUGUGCGCGGCCGACCCGCGGCACGGGCGGUACCUGACGGCGUCGGCGAUGUUCCGGGGCAAGAUGAGCACCAAGGAGGUGGACGAGCAGAUGAUCAACGUGCAGAACAAGAACUCGUCCUACUUCGUGGAGUGGAUCCCCAACAACGUCAAGUCCAGCGUGUGCGACGUCCCCCCCACGGGCCUGUCCAUGUCGUCCACCUUCGUCGGGAACUCCACGUCCAUACAGGAGAUGUUCCGGCGGGUGUCGGAGCAGUUCACCGUCAUGUUUAGGAGGAAGGCUUUCUUGCAUUGGUACACCGGGGAAGGCAUGGACGAGAUGGAGUUCACCGAGGCCGAGAGCAACAUGAAUGAUCUCGUGUCCGAGUAUCAGCAGUAUCAGGAUGCCAAUGCGGAUAAUGAAGGAGAGUAUGAUGAUGAAGAUGAUCAGGAUGCCAUUGCCAAUUGAUGCCCUGCCCACCUCAAACGUCUUCUCUUUUCUCUACUGUUUUCUUUUCUGCAGCUUUUGAAUUGUAUUUUUUGUGUACGCGAGUGUAUAUGCUUGAAUCAACCAAUAAUGGCCGUCAUUUGUUGUUGUGAUUAUUA
Molecule: messenger RNA, 1742 nt
Organism: Salvia miltiorrhiza (redroot sage)
Lineage: Eukaryota; Viridiplantae; Streptophyta; Magnoliopsida; Lamiales; Lamiaceae
Product: tubulin beta-1 chain-like
Exons: 2
Coding region: 262-1605 (447 amino acids)
Biological process (GO): mitotic cell cycle; microtubule cytoskeleton organization
Cellular component (GO): cytoplasm; microtubule
Molecular function (GO): GTP binding; GTPase activity; structural constituent of cytoskeleton
Source: RefSeq, a predicted model, not a curated record